Molecule: messenger RNA, 1446 nt
Organism: Cordyceps fumosorosea ARSEF 2679
Lineage: Eukaryota; Fungi; Ascomycota; Sordariomycetes; Hypocreales; Cordycipitaceae
Exons: 1
Coding region: 1-1446 (481 amino acids)
Source: RefSeq, a predicted model, not a curated record
AUGCAAUCAGAGACCGUCGUCCUCCAAACCACCUACCUUGCCGGGAAGAAGAAGGGGAAGCCUCUUCCCGCCCGCGCCGCCACCGUUAUGGGAACGCGCCUCAGCACCGCCAACAAUAACGGUAGCGGCACGAGCAGGAGCGGCAGCGUCCGCUACCGUCACCAGCAUUCCAACUCGACCCCGCCGACCGGCAUCCACCACCACCACCGGGCCGCCAGCUCCGUCUCCUCCAGCCACCGCCAGGCAGCGGCGGCGGCGCCGCCGCCAACACGCCCGCCGCCGGCAGCGCCGCCGGCCCCUCGCCCGCGCAGCCACAGCACUUCCGCCAUCGGCGAGACCACCACCGUGCUCGUCGGCCGGCAGCGCGCGCGCUUCGUCAUCUCCCGACGACUCCUCUGCGCCGCGAGCCCCUUCUUCCGUACCCGCCUCCUUGUCACCAGCACCAACACCGCUUUGUGGCUCCCCGGCGAGUCGGCCACCAUGUUUGAGCUGUUCGUCGAAUGGCUGCACGCGCCACGCUCCUUCCGCUCGCACCUCGACGACGCCAUCACCGCCGACAACGACAACGCCGCCGAGGCGGAGCUCCUCCACUGGGCGCUGGUCCGGCUGCACCUGUUCGCCGCGCGCCUCGGCCUGCCGCCGCUGCAGGACCUAGCCAUGGACGCCGUGCAGGACCUGUACCUGCGGCGCGACUGGGAUGUCGCGCCGGCUGUCGUAGCGUACCUGUACGUGCGGUGCGAGGCGCGCCACGCGGGGCGUCUGCGGCGUUGGGCCGUCGCCAUGGUAGCCUUUUCCCUCGCCGCUGCCGGGCAGGAGGAGGAGGAGGAGCAGCAGCAGCAGCCGAACCAGCAGCGGGCGUCAUCGGCCACUCACCUCCGCAAGCUGCUUGCAGCGCUGCCGGAGCUCGCCGCCGACUAUGCCGCGCACGUGCGCGGCAUGCGUGCCGCCGGGCUCGACCUGCGCUUCAAGAACCCGCAGCUUCGCAUCCCCGCCAACGCCUUGCGCAGCGAUAAGCGCGCGUUCGGCUUCCGCGAGUGCUCCUUCCACUCGCACCGCGCCGAGGUCGGCCAGGGUGCCUGCCCGCACUCAGCGAGCGGCCUGCGCGCCGCAGACACAGGCUCCGUGCUGGACCUUCUCGGCGGCGGCGGGGACGAGCAGGCGGUGGCCGAGGACGAGGAUGAGGACGAAGACGAGGAGGUGGAUGAAACGAGGCAGUGGGAGAAGGAGUGGGCGGGCGAGUUCGAGGGCUGGGAGGACGAGCCGGAGUACACGUACGCGACAACGAGUCUGAGACGCCCGCCGUCGGUGCCGACGCCGCCGCCGCCGGCCCCGCUUCCGAGACGAACGGCGAGCGGGAGGCUGUUGAUGUCCAAGUUUGGCACGCACAGCUCCCCGCGACUUCCGUCGCGGGACGGCGCCGUGGCCCCAACGCCAACGUCGGGGUGA